Carya illinoinensis is the source of this 960-nucleotide messenger RNA. RefSeq lists its product as uncharacterized. NCBI's taxonomy places the organism in Eukaryota, Viridiplantae, Streptophyta, Magnoliopsida, Fagales, Juglandaceae. The record is from RefSeq and is a predicted model, not a curated record. The transcript has a single exon. Bases 1 to 960 code for a protein of 319 amino acids.
AUGGACAAGAGUUGGAUGCAAAUCACUGAUAGAUUUGGAUCUAUGGAAUAUGCUAAAGGAGUGAAGGAGUUCCUUACCUUGGCCCAAACUUUAGCUGAGGGUGAGGAAAUUCGUUGCCCAUGUGUCAGAUGUUCAAAUAAUUACUUCCUACCAAUAACCCAGGUAGAGCGACACUUGUUUAUUAAAGGUAUUGACAAGAAUUACACGACAUGGAUUUUUCAUGGUGAACAAGAAGAUUUGAUCAUAAGUGAUGAUGAUGAUAAUGUACAUGAUCUUGAUGAAGAGGAUGACUUCAUUGAUGACGUUGAUGUUAUGUUACGAGAUAUUCGGGCUGGGGGAUUUCCUGAUGUUCCCAUAAGUGAUUCAUUCCAUGCUACGAGUUCCACAUCGGUCGAUACCUUUUCUGAUCGGACUUUCGACCAGCUGUUGGCUGAUUCCCGGCAUCCUCUUUAUGAAGGUUGUACAAAGUAUUCUAAACUAUCAUUCACUGUCAAGUUGCUGCACAUUAAAACACUUGGUGGUUGGAGUGUAAAGUCGUUCGACAUGCUUUUACACUUGUUGAAGUCAGCUUUUCCCAAUGCCCUUUUGCCAAAUUCAUAUCAAGAAUCACGUAACUUGGAAAAAGGGUUGGGCUUUACUUACACCAAGAUACAUGUUUGUCCGAAUGACUGCAUACUUUAUUGGAGGGAAAAUGUGGAUAAAGAUGAGUGCCCGAAAUGUAAACUUUCAAGGUGGAAGUUCAGCAACACUAAGAAGAGACGAAUUCCUCAAAAGGUUUUAAGACAUUUUCCGUUGAAGCCAAGGUUGCAGAGAUUGUUUAUGUCACAAAAAACAUCAGUUGAUAUGCGGUGGCACAAGGAUCAGCGUGUCAUUCAGCAAGAUAUUCUAAGUCAUCCUGCUGACUCUGAGGUGUGGACGACAUUUGAUCAAGAGCAUGCUUGGUUCGCAGAAGAUGCCUGA